Caenorhabditis bovis is the source of this 1350-nucleotide messenger RNA. Lineage: Eukaryota; Metazoa; Nematoda; Chromadorea; Rhabditida; Rhabditidae. The record is from the annotation of a GenBank genome assembly.
AUGACAUUUUCGUCGGUUAAAUACACGGCGUUAAGUCAAAACGACCCCGACGAAGAGGAUUUAAUGGAAGAGGACGAUGGAAAAAUCGAUUUUGGCAAUCCGAAUGAGUCAAUUAUGGAAUACGGAACCCCCGAGGGCACUUUUGAGUCAGCGUUCACUUAUGCACCGUACAAUGAUAUUGAUAAAAUGGGCUACGAAGCCCCAAAAAGACACGGCUUAAUGUUUGGCAGUCGCUAUGGAAAUUUCACUUAUAGUCGAGAUUAUGCAAUUGAUAGUGAGGAACGAAUUUCGCCACUAAACUCUAUCGAAUUGGCGAUUUACGCUGUCUCCCUGCUUCUUGUCAUUUUUACAAUGCCGAUUUCUCUUCUGUUCGCGCUGAAGUUCGUUGGGUCUAGCGAAAAGCUGGUUGUUCUACGAUUGGGUCGGGCGCAGAAGACGCGAGGUCCCGGCGUUUCGCUAAUUGUACCCUGCAUCGACAAAACCCAUCGCGUGACGACGUCGAUAACCGCUUUCAAUGUGCCACCAAUGCAGGUAAUCACAACGGAUCGCGGGCUGGUCGAGCUCGGCGCCACCGUAUUCCUCAAGAUUCGCGAUCCGAUCGCCGCGGUUUGCGGCGUGCAGGACAGGAAUUCAUCGGUGCGCACACUCUCAAACACGAUGCUUUAUAGAUAUAUAUCAAAGAAGCGGAUUUGUGAAGUGACGAAUAGCCAGGAUCGACGGAUGAUCUCCGCUAACCUUAAGGAUGAAUUGGGAUCGUUCACAUGCCAAUUCGGAGUUGAGAUCACAGAUGUGCAAAUCAGCGAUGUGAAAAUUGUGAAGGAAGGUGAAAAUAUGGGCCUAUCUGCAAUUAACACUGUCGUCAAAUCGGAUGCUGGCCAGCAAUUGUGGCAGGUCAUUGGGCCGACUUUCGAAGAAUUCGCUAAAGAAUGUAUGAGUGAAACGAAAAAGGAGACAAAUGAUGGUCCACUGGUUGAUCUAUCUGACGGACAAGGUCCGUCGACCUCUUCUCAAGCUCCCGCUAUUGAUAUCGAUCAUCUGAUAACCGUGGCGAAUUUGGCGAUCGAUGAGCACCUCACUCGACUAAUCUCAAAGGUCUUUCAAAUCAACUUCGUUGACGCCGACGACAAUAUCGUGAUCGAUUUGAAACACGGCGAGGGAAGCGCUUCUCGCGGACACGCCCCGAAUCCGGAUGUGACAUUCGAGACAAAAUUGGAAGUUUUUGCGCGCAUCGCGCAAAAAUCCAUUUCGCCUGUCACUGCUUAUAUGAACGGCAGUUUGAAGGUGAAAGGCAGCAUUCAAGACGCGAUGCUGUUGAAACAUCUUAUCGAGCGUAUGAGCGACUGGAUUUAA